UUUUUUUUCUUUUUGUGCAGAUGUUUGCUGAGUUUUUAAACUACAUAUCUUGCAUUUCACUCAUUUAUAUUUAUACUAAACUCACUGUCACCUACUUCUUAGCUUCACUUUAAAUUCUUUCUUUGAUGUUCUUAUCUCAUCAAAUUACACCUUUUUUUCUUGAUUUAUUUCAAACUUGUGACACCAAACUUGUUUGUUUUUCUUGUUUUGAUCUUAAUAAGUUGGUGAGUCGGUGUUAGAGAGUGACAGAGAAGUAGAAAAUAUUUAGACUAAUACAGGAUUUUAGAGUUUAUAACAAUUGAGCAAAAACUCAGUAAUUGUGUUGGGUUUGAGAUAGUCAUUGUCUUGUUACCAAUUCUGGUUUCCUUACAUUGAGAGGGUGAGUUGAGGGAUAAUGGGGAAGCAAGGAUCCCCGAGAAGUCCUCGUCCGAAUAAAUCAUUUGGGGCUAAAGAUUAUCCGAAAAGAAGUUCCGAAAGUUUGCCAAGCAGUGAUCUUUCCAUUGGAAGGAGGUUUUCAGGAGGAGAAAGUACUUGGAAAACCAAAGUUGUAUUACUUGAUGGUUUUAAAAAUGAUUAUGGAAAGUUUAGUUCUAAGGGAGUUUAUUUUAGUAAAAGGCAUAUAUGGUUUCGCAAGCAUGCUAGAUCAAUUGCUUUUAUGUUUGCACUAUUUGGUUUUCUGUUCUUGCUUGAUUCUUUCAUGGUAUCAGUUUUUGAUUCUAUAUAUGUUCAAAAUGGUUCGAUAAAGGACGAAAGGACCGACUUCAGUAACGAAGAAAAAGCACCGGUCCAGAUGUAUAGUCGACUCCUAAACUUGGCUUCUAGUGCUCUGGCAGAGAAAGAGCUCAAGAAUGAGAAACCAAACUACUGGGAGGAACCAAACCAGAAGGCAUCUGUUUGGAAACCCUGUGCAGAUCAGAAGAUUUUAAGAAAAUCAGAAAAACCUGACAAAAGCAACGGUUAUAUAAUGGUCAGCGCCAACGGGGGUCUCAAUCAACAAAGAGUAGCUAUAUGUAAUGCUGUUGCUUUGGCAUCCUUACUCAAUGCAACUCUAGUUCUUCCCAGAUUUCUCUACAGCAAUGUAUGGAAGGAUCCUAGCCAAUUUGGAGAUAUCUACCAAGAGGAGCACUUUAUGCAGAUCAUGAAGGAUGAUAUUGAUGUAGUAAAGGAACUUCCUUCUCAUCUGAAAACCUUAGAUUUUGAAGCAAUUGGUAGCCUCAUCACCGACGCUGAUAUUGAGAAGGAGGCAAAACCCGUUGAUUACCUUGAGAAAGUGCUUCCUGUCCUAUUGCGGAAUGGAGUUGUUCAUUUACUUGGAUUUGGAAACCGUCUUGGCUUUGAUCCAGUACCUUCUAACCUUCAAACAUUAAGGUGCAAAUGUAACUUCCAUGCAUUAAAGUUUGUUCCGAAAAUUCAACAAGUUGGAUCACUGCUGAUCACAAGAAUACGGAAAUAUGAUUCUGCACACAGCAUGUUAGACAAACAAUUACUCGGAGAUUUUAUGCGUGACAAUUCGUCGAAUAUGAAUGAUCAAAUAAAAGAGCCAUCUAAAUAUCUUGCUUUGCACUUGAGAUUUGAAGUAGACAUGAUUGCAUAUUCCUUAUGCGAAUUUGGAGGCGGAGAAGAUGAGAAAAGAGAACUCAAAGCUUAUAGAGAGAGCCAUUUUCCGCUGCUCAUUGAACGGUUGAAAAACUCAAAGCCUAUCUCUACAUCAGAGUUAAGAAAGUUAGGAAGAUGUCCAUUAACACCAGAAGAAGCUGCACUUGUUCUUGCUGGUCUCGGGUUUAAGCGUGGAACUUACAUUUAUCUCGCGGGGUCUCAAAUGUAUGGUGGAAAAUCUAGAAUGUAUCCCUUGACCAGUCUCUACCCAAAUUUGGUAACAAAAGAAACUCUCCUCACAGCCAGUGAACUUGCUCCUUUUAGGAAUUUCUCUUCACAGAUGGCGGCUUUGGACUUUAUUGCGUGUGCAACUUCUGAUGUCUUUGCGUUGACUGAUUCUGGGAGCCAACUAUCAUCCUUAGUGACUGGUUUUCGGACUUAUUACGGCGAUGGGCACGCCCCCACAUUGCGGCCAAACAAGAGGAGGCUAGCAUCAAUUUUGUCAAAUAAUAGCACCAUAUCUUGGAACAAUUUUGAAGAUAGGGUAAGGAAGAUGAUAGAGGAAGGUCAAAGGGUUCGUGUUCGGAGUUUUGGUCGAAGCAUUUAUCGGCAACCAAGGUGCCCAGAAUGCAUGUGUAAAUAAAUUCGGGCAACCUAUUCUGAUAACAUUUCAUUUAUUAGUUGAUUUGUACAUAUAAAAUCAUUCUUUCUCAUUAUUUGAUGUCUUGAAUUCAAUAAAAUAUAUACCAAUUAAUAGUCUAA
Mercurialis annua (annual mercury) is the source of this 2358-nucleotide messenger RNA. RefSeq names its product O-fucosyltransferase 8. The transcript is spliced from 9 exons. NCBI's taxonomy places the organism in Eukaryota, Viridiplantae, Streptophyta, Magnoliopsida, Malpighiales, Euphorbiaceae. The coding region runs from base 395 to 2239 and encodes 614 amino acids. The record is from RefSeq and is a predicted model, not a curated record.